CGAGCUGCCGCCCCUCCCGCCGCUCCCGCGCGCGCGGCCCCUGCCCUCUCUCGCCCCCGCCACAUGGCCUCCGCCCCCGCGGGCCCCGCGGCGGCGGCUGCCGGGGCCGAGCCGGAGGCGGGGCCAGGCUGCCGGAGGCCGGCCCUGUGCGAGUGGUGUGGCGAGGGCGCUGCGAAGUACCGCUGCCCCGCCUGUGAGCUGCGCACCUGCAGCGCCGCGUGCGUCAGGGCGCACAAGGAGGAGCGCGAGUGCAGCGGGAAGCGGCCCCGCACCAGCUUCGUGGCGCCGCUGCGGGCCUUCUCGAACCAGGACGUCAUCGUGGGUCGGAGCCAGGCGGUCCGAGUAGUCGACGGUCGGCGCACCAAGAGAAGCAGCCAACGGACAGCGCAGCCACAAUGGAAGUCUGACUUCCUCGAUGUUCUGAUGGUGGUCAUGCUGCGAUUUUGGCCAGGGCUGGGCCUAAACGCUGUUUUUCUGGAUCUCGGCUGUGUUUGGUUUUUCGUUCUGGGAGGG
Prorocentrum cordatum is the source of this 513-nucleotide messenger RNA. The record is from the annotation of a GenBank genome assembly. Lineage: Eukaryota; Dinophyceae; Prorocentrales; Prorocentraceae.